Molecule: messenger RNA, 559 nt
Organism: Culex quinquefasciatus (southern house mosquito)
Lineage: Eukaryota; Metazoa; Arthropoda; Insecta; Diptera; Culicidae
Exons: 2
Coding region: 81-431 (116 amino acids)
Source: RefSeq, a predicted model, not a curated record
CAUACAGUUUCCGAUUGCAAUCGCAUCAAGCAUCACCUAAAUAAGCUUCCGAAAGAAAUUGAAAUAUUUUCAACUUCAAAAUGUUCAAACUGGUUCUCAUCGCCGCCCUGGUCACCCUGGCCGCCUGUUCCCCGGCCGAAAAACCGACGGGUCUCGCAACUUCGGAGACCAUGUGGAACGCGGCCUGGGCCGAUCCCAGAGUGGCUCCGGUAGCCGCAGCCGGUGCCGUCAACCCAUGGAACCGUUGGAACAACCCUGCUGCGGCCGCCGCCGUUGACCCACGCUGGAACCGCUGGGGAGCUGCUGCCGGAGCGGCCGAUCCGUGGAACCGUUGGGGCGCCAACCCGGCUGCUGCCUGGAACCGUGCUGCUCCCGUUGUUCCGGCCACCACCGCUGCCCUCGCCGGAAACCGUGCCUGGUACCCGUGGUAAAAUGGAAAAGGAUUGACGAUGCUCUUCUUAUGCGGAUGAAGGAAUGCUUUUUUUCUGGAGUUGAAACGUCGCAAGCACCGGUGAUUUGUGGAAUGGAACGAUUACAAUAAAUAUAUUUUUGCAGUGAU